This is a messenger RNA of Eucalyptus grandis, 1158 nucleotides long. Its product is annotated as chlorophyll a-b binding protein 8, chloroplastic. Gene Ontology annotation, biological process: response to light stimulus; photosynthesis, light harvesting in photosystem I. NCBI's taxonomy places the organism in Eukaryota, Viridiplantae, Streptophyta, Magnoliopsida, Myrtales, Myrtaceae. The coding region runs from base 93 to 908 and encodes 271 amino acids. The record is from RefSeq and is a predicted model, not a curated record. Gene Ontology annotation, cellular component: plastoglobule; chloroplast thylakoid membrane. The transcript has 3 exons.
UUGUUGGCCUGUGCAGAACUUAGCCAUUCUCCCUUGAUAGCUCUUCAUUCUCCAUCUCUUUGUUUGAGCUCCAUAGUUUGGGAAGGAAGCAAAUGGCGGCACAAGCUCUUGUAUCCUCGUCGCUCACCUCCUCCGUUGAGUCGGCGAGGCACCUGCUAGGGGCGAGGCCCGCCGCUCCCUCAAGGAAGGCCUCGUUCGUCGUUAGAGCCGCUUCGACUCCACCCGUCAAGCAAGGAUCAGACAGACAAUUGUGGUUUGCAUCCAAGCAAAGCCUUACAUACUUGGACGGAAGCCUCCCUGGUGACUUCGGCUUCGACCCGUUGGGUCUUUCAGACCCCGAGGGCACCGGAGGGUUCAUCGAGCCCAGGUGGCUAGCCUACGGAGAGAUAAUCAAUGGGCGAUUCGCUAUGUUGGGCGCCGUUGGAUCGAUUGCACCAGAGAUUCUAGGGAAGGCUGGGUUGAUCCCACCGGAAACUGCUCUCCCAUGGUUCAGGACUGGCGUAAUCCCACCAGCCGGGACAUACAACUAUUGGGCCGACAACUACACGCUCUUCGUGUUGGAGAUGGCCCUCAUGGGCUUCGCCGAGCACAGGAGGUUCCAAGACUGGGCCAAGCCGGGCUCAAUGGGCAAACAGUACUUCCUAGGGCUCGAGAAGGGCUUGGCCGGCUCGGGAGACCCAGCAUACCCCGGUGGCCCCUUCUUCAACCCUCUAGGGUUUGGCAAAGAUGAGAAGUCAAUGAAGGACUUGAAGCUGAAGGAGGUGAAGAAUGGGAGGUUGGCGAUGUUGGCCAUCGUGGGCUACUUCAUCCAAGCCCUCGUGACUGGUGUUGGGCCUUACCAAAACCUCUUGGAUCACCUGGCUGACCCAGUCAACAACAACAUUCUAACCAACCUCAAGUUCCAUUAGGGUUUUAAGUACUUCCCUUCUGUGUCACCACCGCCCCCCCUUGUGAUAUCGUAGUUUCAUGUGAAAAGAGGUUUGAAUGAGGGAUCAAUGUGGAACCUUGACGUGUAAAAAACUGAAAACUGCACUUCUAAAUAGCAGUGCCUUGACAGUUGCUCUUGCAUUCGAGAGGAGAAUGAGAUCAGAUCGAGCUAAACUUGGUUUUCCCUGAACCUACAGAAUCACAUAUGUAGGAAGAUUGUUUAUUGUUCGA